This is a messenger RNA of Eimeria necatrix, 933 nucleotides long. RefSeq names its product CMGC kinase, putative. NCBI's taxonomy places the organism in Eukaryota, Apicomplexa, Conoidasida, Eucoccidiorida, Eimeriidae. The record is from RefSeq and is a predicted model, not a curated record. Gene Ontology annotation, biological process: protein phosphorylation. The transcript has 6 exons. Gene Ontology annotation, molecular function: cyclin-dependent protein serine/threonine kinase activity; ATP binding. The coding region runs from base 1 to 933 and encodes 310 amino acids. Gene Ontology annotation, cellular component: cytoplasm; nucleus.
AUGGCGCUGCAGGAGUUCACCGUCGACCUCAUUCAACAAGUCAUACCCUUUCGUUCCCCCAACCCCCUCGAAGACCCCCGGGAGCACCGGCUCCGCCUGGUCGAGCGGCUGGGCGGCGGCACCUACGGCGAUGUGUACCGCGCCGUGGAGGAGCCGGAAGACGGCGUGGGAGGCGGCGAGACUUUCGCAGUUAAAUAUUAUGUUGACGAAACGCGAACUGCAACAGAAGACGGAUUGGGCUGCACGACGAUUCGCGAGCUUUCCACGAUUUCCUCCUGCGGCACCCACCCGAACUUGGUUCGCAUGCGGUAUCUUUUUGUAGAUCAGCUUCCGCGUUUGGUGGAAAACAUUAAUCAGCAGCGAAUUCAGUGGGCGCGGCAGCAGCACGCGGCUGCGGACCGCGAAAGCCAGGAGCAGCUGCGGCGGGACCUGCAGACGCAGCUCGCGCAGGAGGAGUUGAAACCCACGCAGGUCUUCGUCUUCGCCGCCUACGAACUCUGCGAAGGAGGCGAUCUCAAGAAACUUCUUGCCAAACAAAGAGAAAAUAAACCUUCUUCGAGCGUUUCGCCCGAGUGGGGGCUGCCGCUGCGCCACGCCAAACUUCUUGCAUUUCAACUUCUGAACGGACUGGCGUUUCUGCACAACGAGAAACUCUGCCACCGAGACCUCAAGCCCGACAACUUGAUGUUGACUUCCGAAAACGAAAACUGCGUCCUCAAGAUCGGCGACUUGGGGCUCUGCAGGAGUUUCCGAGCGAACGCAGGAGAAAUAACUCCCACUGUCUGCACCAUUUACUACCGGCCGCUGGAGGUGCUGCUGGGCCGCAUGAAGGGCGACGGCGAGGGCGGCAGCGAGGUGGGCUGCAGCACUACCCCUUCGGGAACCGGGGGGAAAGCCACUACUUCAGCGAACACGACAAAAGGGCGAACUUAA